Messenger RNA from Syngnathus typhle (broad-nosed pipefish), 2069 nucleotides. It is a transcript of the gene tnfa, whose product is annotated as tumor necrosis factor a (TNF superfamily, member 2). The transcript has 4 exons. Gene Ontology annotation, cellular component: membrane. NCBI's taxonomy places the organism in Eukaryota, Metazoa, Chordata, Actinopteri, Syngnathiformes, Syngnathidae. Gene Ontology annotation, biological process: immune response. The coding region runs from base 341 to 1078 and encodes 245 amino acids. Gene Ontology annotation, molecular function: tumor necrosis factor receptor binding. The record is from RefSeq and is a predicted model, not a curated record.
UCGUUUCCAUAGAUCGGAGCCACUCCACUCAAGUAGGAUAUACGUCAACAUUCGGAAAGCAUUUUUUCUCCUUGAUCCGCCGCCGCACACGUGUCAUGUCACUUGACGACUUGUGAGUGUGUAGGCGUGUCGAGUUGGAGAUCCUCCUCAGUUUUGGUUCUCUCUUCUCUUCUUUCCACUUCACUUCACUUCGCUCACUCCACUCUGAAUGAUAUCAUGGGACUUCCCCCAGAGGACCGAACGGCUUUUAUAAAAAGCCGCUCUGUGCAAUCUGACAGUCAAUAAACGCACAAGGAAGGAAGACAAACUCCCCGAAAGAGAACAACUGAGUGAUCGAACAAUGGAAGGCGACUGUCAAGUGACUCUUUUUGCAGCCGUGGAUGCAGAAUCAAAGAAGUUGUCAAGACAGGCUGCCAAAGGUGGCGCAAAGCUUACCAUGGCCGUUUGGGCUUUGGCAUUAUUCCUGGCCGCCGCCGCCGCUGCCGCUUUUCUCAUCUUCAACAUGCACACCAAGAAGCCCGGACGAGAUGACGGCAGUUUUGAUAUUCAUCACACUCUGCGUCAACUCUCCCAACGGGCCGACGCCGUCAGAGCCGCCGUUCACUUAACAGGACAGUACAAUCCUAAUUUUGCCAACUCGGUGCAAUGGAUGAAUCAGGUGGACCCAUCCCACUCCCAAGGAGGUCUGGAGCUCCAGGACAACCAGAUUAUCAUCCCCGAAGCCGGCCUCUACUUUGUUUACAGUCAAGUCUCAUUUCGGGUCAGUUGCGGCCUGGACGACGACGACGCCGCUGCCGCCGCCGGGCCGGCCACGUCCAUGGUUCACCUGACGCAUCGAGUCAGACGCUGGUCCAGCUCGUUCGGCAACGACGAAUACCGCACCAUCCUGCACUCGGUCCGGACGGCCUGCCAAAAAACAGCCGACGGCGAGCAAGAGGGCGGCUGGUACUCGGCCGUGUACGUGGGAGCCGUGUUCAACCUGAACAGAGGAGACAGGUUGAAGACGGUGACGGAGAAAAUGCUGCCGAACCUGGAGGAAGAGGCCGGCAAGACGUUCUUUGGCGUCUUUGCCUUGUGAAAACAUGCCAAGCGGGAGGGAGGGACCAAAUUGACGGUAACGUUGCCAUCCCGUGGAACAGAGGCAGCAAAGCUCACUGCAAGGGUAGAAGGAAUGGGGGUGCGGAAAAGCAAUCACAUCACACCCAUCCUCCGUUCUCUGCACUGGCUCCCCAUCAAAUUCCGAAUUGAUUAUAAGAUCGCCCUCCUCACUCACCAUUGUAUCCUUGGACAUGCUCCCCCAUACCUCAAAGAACUCCUUGCCCCAAAACCUGCCACCCGAAGCCUCCGCUCAUCCAAUUCACACCUUCUCCACGUUCCUAAAACCAAGCUGCGCACCAUGGGCGACCGAGCCUUCUGCUAUACAGCCCCUACACUGUGGAACUCCCUCCCCGACCACCUAAGAGCACCCCAAUCCACUGACUCUUUCAAAACUGGACUUAAAACUCACCUUUUUACCUUAGCAUUUCCGUAAUUUUUCCUCAUAUCUUGGUUGUCGUCCAGUUGUUCUAAACUUGUCCUUGUUUUGUUUUCUUGUUUUUUUAUCUGCCAUGUAGCACUUUGAGAUUCCCCCAAAUGUAAAGUGCGUUAUAAAUAUAAUUUAUUAUUAUUAUUAUUAUUAAGGAAUGUAUCUCUGAAAAUACAUACCUGGGGAUUUAUUAGCUUACGUACGUACUGUGUACAAUCAAGUAAGUGUCAGUACCUUUUGCUGUACUACCAUGCACGACUCGAUGGGUCUAUCAACACCAUCAGAGGAUUUGUCAAACUGCUAUACUAUACUUCCAUGUAUUUAUUCAAUCUAUUUAUUUCAUUAUUUAUUUCAUUAUUUAUUUGUGUAGGUUUCGAUGACUUCAACUGGAAGUCAUUUCUUUGUCAAACUGCUAUACUAUACUUCCAUGUAUUUAUUCAAUCUAUUUAUUUCAUUAUUUAUUUGUGUAGGUUUCGAUGACUUCAACUGGAAGUCAUUUCUUUGUUGUAGUGAUUAUUGAAUAAAUGAUUGCUUCAAACUGAAA